Molecule: messenger RNA, 2027 nt
Organism: Tachysurus vachellii
Lineage: Eukaryota; Metazoa; Chordata; Actinopteri; Siluriformes; Bagridae
Gene: lmx1al
Product: LIM homeobox transcription factor 1, alpha-like
Exons: 9
Coding region: 125-1345 (406 amino acids)
Biological process (GO): neuron differentiation; regulation of transcription by RNA polymerase II
Cellular component (GO): nucleus
Molecular function (GO): DNA-binding transcription factor activity, RNA polymerase II-specific; RNA polymerase II transcription regulatory region sequence-specific DNA binding
Source: RefSeq, a predicted model, not a curated record
CUUCCGCUCCGGUUUGAUUUCUGUGCUCAACCAUAGGGUGGACUUUAAAACACACACCGUUGUUUCUCAUCAUCUUCAUCCUCCUCAUCCUCAUCACGAGUGCACGUGAUCACCGGUGUCUUUGAUGUUACCUAUAGAAACCUCGGGAGGAGUGUGUUUCACCGUCAGUCAGCACUCAGAAGGCCCGAACGGUAUGAAAACAGAGGAAAACCAGUCAUGUCUGCAGCAGGCUCCGUCUUCCACACCUUUUGAGCAUGUGGGCGGAGGUGAGGUGUGUGCAGGGUGCGAGUCGCCCAUCGCCGACCGCUUCCUACUGCGUGUGAAUGAUCAGUCGUGGCACGAGACGUGUGUGAAGUGUGCUGUGUGUCUGAGCACGCUCAGUGGGACGUGUUACUCCCGGGACCGGCUGCUCUACUGCAAACACGACUACGAGAAGUUGUUUGUGCGGAAAUGCAGCGCAUGCCUGCAGGUGAUUGGUCGCUCGGAGCUGAUCAUGCGCGUGCUGGGGCAGGUGUAUCACCUGGGCUGCUUCAGCUGCUGCGAGUGCGAGCGCCGGCUCCAGAGAGGUGAUGAGUUUGUGCUGAAGGAAGGUCAGCUGCUGUGCCGUGGAGAUUAUGAGAAGGAGAGAGAGAUGCUCGCUGCUAUCAGCCCCGCCCCCACCGAGUCAGUGAAGAGCGAGGAUGAGGAAGGUGGAAGCAGCACCAUGGGAGGAAAAGCUGGAGAGGACAGUAAAGAGCACAAGAGAUCCAAGCGGCCGCGCACUAUCUUAACCACGCAGCAGCGUCGCGCCUUCAAGGCGUCCUUCGAGGUGUCCUCCAAACCCUGCAGAAAGGUGAGAGAGACCUUAGCAGCUGAAACUGGCCUCACGGUCAGAGUCGUCCAGGUCUGGUUCCAAAACCAGAGAGCGAAGAUGAAGAAAAUCGCUCGCAGGCAGCAGCAACAGCAACAGCAGCAGCAGGAGCAGGAGCAGAUCGGCGGGAGCAGGAGGGGUCCGAGCAGAGGAGGACGACUGAGUAACGACGACAGCGAGGACGGUUCGAGCAGUCACGGGUUAGAUGGCAUGCUCUCGUACUCCUCCUUGCCACGACAGCAGCUCCUGGCUCUCGAUCCAAACCUGUACGGGGGUGAGCAGUUCCGGCACGGACUCACGCCACCACAGCUAGGCCCUGAGCAGAUGCACCCGUACGAUUCGGAAGCCGUUUUCCACGACUUGGACAGCGAUGGAAGCCUUGGUCACCUCGGCGAUUGUCUCUUGGCGACAGCAGAGGGAGGGGUGCUGGCUGGACGCGUGGGAAAUCCCAUUGACCGCCUGUAUUCGAUGCAGAACUCCUACUUCACCUCGUGACCCCUCUUCACCUCCGACCCCAGACUAACUCCACCGCAGUCCACAAGAGAAGCUGCAAACAAACAGACAAAGCCUUCACUCUAAAACCCAGCGUGUUUGCCCAACUAAUCCUGCAGGAUCUCUCAUCUCGCAAUCACACACCAGUUUACGUCAGUCACCGUCCUGUAGGAAUAACAAAACAUAAUGAUUUAAACAGCAAACAGGAAAUGAUGCGGUUUAGGGUUCGACUAGGAAUACGAUAAUUGUAUCCUCAUGCUUUAAUCAUUAUUAAUAAAACCAACACACACACACACACACACACACAUUUACGUCAUAGGCAUGCUGUAUAUUCAGUUAGGCAGCUGAUUGCCAACAUUUUACCUCAUCGUUCAUCACAAAUCAGUCAUUUGCAAAUAAAUAAAUAAGUAAAUACAUCUUGCAUAGGAAACCUUGCAUCUACAUCAUCACGUAUAAAUCAGAACGACAUCUUAUUUACAACUGAGUGCAAAAGUUUGUACACCCUCAGGUCCAUAUGAAGAAAUAAAGUAAUGUACAGCAAUAAGACAAAUUAUUACAGAAAGGAAAUGAUCCGAUCUUGUUGUUUAGGAUGUUCACAGUCAAACGCCGGUGGCUCAUCAGAUACACAUAUUUACUGUUAGCUCGCAUGCCCACGCUGUGCCCUUUUUUGCCUCCAACUUCAUUC